CUCGUCGUUUCGAUUUGCGGCAACGACAGCCGCCGCUGCUAAACGCGUCGCAUGUGCACUCCGCCAUUAACAACAUAGUUUUAGAUCAAUUACUAAGAAAUGUCAUUUCAUUACUUUUUUUAGCUUAGCUGAUUCUACUGCUAUAUUUAGUAUAGUACUGUGUGAUGCUAUAGUAGUGUAUGUUUGUAAAGGACUACUAUAAUUUCAUUGAUUUCAAUAAUUUUCAUUCUAGGGUUUGCUUAAAUCGAAAACUUGGAUUUCCAUCUUAAAUCAAUUUCAUUGAUUUCAUAUAGCAAAAUCGCGGCCGCGUAAAUCCUUUUGCGAUUUCAGUCAGUAUAAGUGCGAAUUAACCAUAAUUUGUUCUUUAACAUAAAAACGGUGAAUAACGGUAUUGGUAUUGGUAUUGGUAUUGGUAUUGGCACCUGCGAAUACCGUUUUGUUGCGGCGGUUUUUGCGGUCGCGGAAGUCUUGCUAAUUUUUGCCUUUUCAUGGAUAAACCGGAGGCCGAAUCAAAUAUGGGUACAUCUGUUAUGAACAAGGAAAACUAUAGUGGCAGGAGCUGGAAGCAGAAAGAGUUGUUUUUCUUGGUGACUUAUGUACUUGUUUUCUAUGUUAUCAUCAUUAGACGUUCCCUUCAACUCUCUCAUGAUCACUACACAAAACUAUUCGGUUUACGUCCAGGAUGGCUUAUACCUCAUCACCUCAAUGAUGUCUCAGAUGCUCAAUGGAGGAAUUUUCGAGGAAAUUUACCUGUUCUAACUCUUGUCUUUGGAGUUUUCACUCUUCUGGCCAACUUGAUGAGGGCUUUCUUCAAUUUGAAAGUGAGAGGAAUGUCCAUUAUCUGGCUUUUAUUUUCUUUCGUCUACCUAUCAUAUCUGCAUGGAGCAUGCGUGAUAUUUGUGCUCUCAAUAGCGACUAUUAAUUUUCUUCUUGUUAAGAUAUUUGCAAGGAAAAAGUACUUUCCACUUAUACUUUGGAGUUACAACAUAUUUUUUCUUGUCUGUAAUCGGAUUUAUGAAGGAUAUUCUUUCUCUAUGUUUGGGCAACAAUGGAGAUUUUUGGACAAUUCCCGGGGCAGCUUUAGGUGGCACAUAUGUUUCAACUUUGUUGUUUUGCGGAUGAUAAGCUUUGGAUUGGAGUAUCAUUGGACAAAUGAAGAUUCUCAUUUUGAUCUGGAGAAACAUUCUCAACGUUGUCAUAUUUGCAAAUCAGGAAACACAUGCUAUCAAGCUUUACAGGAGAGAAGUCUGCAUGUUGACAAGUUUGGAUAUGUCGUAUACCUUUGUUAUUUGGUCUAUGCACCACUUUAUAUUGCUGGUCCAAUAGUGAGCUUCAACGCUUUUGCCUCACAGCUAGAUGUUCCUCAAAAUAGUAGUUCAGUUAGAGAUGUGAUACUCUAUGGUUUCCGUUGGUUAUUGUGUUUUAUCCUUAUGGAGCUCAUGACACAUCUAUUCUACUAUAACGCCUUUGCUAAUAGUGGAUUGUGGAAGCACUUGUCUGCUAUGGACGUGUUCAUAAUUGGAUAUGGGGUCUUAAACUUCAUGUGGCUAAAGUUUUUAUUGAUCUGGCGCUUUUUCAGGUUUUGGUCACUGGUGAAUGGAAUUGAGGCUCCAGAAAAUAUGCCAAAAUGUAUUAAUAACUGCCACAGCUUGGAAGGCUUUUGGAAGAAUUGGCAUGCUUCCUUUAACAAAUGGCUUGUGAGGUAUAUGUAUAUUCCUCUUGGAGGAUCUCGGAAAAAGCUCCUAAAUGUAUGGGUUGUAUUCACUUUUGUUGCCAUCUGGCAUGAUUUAGAAUGGAAGCUUCUUUCAUGGGCGUGGUUGACAUGUUUAUUCUUUAUCCCUGAGUUGGUAUUAAAAUCAUCCGCAAAAGCAUUUCAGGCUCAAAGCUCUUUUCGGGAAUUUGUAUUUCGUGAACUCAGUGCUGUUGCUGGUGCCGUCACAAUCACUUGUCUCAUGGUGGCAAAUCUGGUUGGUUUUGUUAUUGGACCAAGUGGUAUUAAUUGGUUACUUUCUUCUUUUCUUCACAAGGAAGGGUUGCCUGUCCUUGGGGGCUUGCUUACGACAUUUUACGUUGGAACAAAGUUGAUGUUUCACAUAGAAGAAGUAAAGAAAACGUCGCCCUGAACCGGGAAAAUGCAUGACCAUGGUACUUGGUGCAAAUUCAUGUUUAAUGCUGGGAGUUUCAUAUCUGAUACAGAAUGGUUUGUUUGACUUGGAGGUAUCUGUUGGUAUGAUUCUUGACCUAUUUUUCAGAAUUGCAGAUGCAUUGUACAUCAAAAUGGAAGUCACACGAUCAAAUUUUGUACACAAUGUAAAAAACAUUGGUAACAGGAAACGAAUAGGGUAGAUUCAUAAUGAAACUCGGAUUCCUCCUUCGCCCUCGCUUUUUCAUAGCUGAGAAAAUGAUCAAAUCUCAAAUGUGUUGACAUCGCGUACACUGCAAAAAAAGUUUUUUGUUCUCUCGUGUUGUUUUCCAAGAAUCUGUUUGUAUAUCAGUAGUUCCAAUCUUUUGCAAAACUAUUUCAAUGAUCUUUGUUUA
Molecule: messenger RNA, 2538 nt
Organism: Lathyrus oleraceus (garden pea)
Lineage: Eukaryota; Viridiplantae; Streptophyta; Magnoliopsida; Fabales; Fabaceae
Product: membrane-bound O-acyltransferase gup1
Exons: 20
Coding region: 489-2123 (544 amino acids)
Cellular component (GO): endoplasmic reticulum
Molecular function (GO): acyltransferase activity
Source: RefSeq, a predicted model, not a curated record